Messenger RNA from Ciona intestinalis (vase tunicate), 3532 nucleotides. The record is from RefSeq and is a predicted model, not a curated record. NCBI's taxonomy places the organism in Eukaryota, Metazoa, Chordata, Ascidiacea, Phlebobranchia, Cionidae.
ACUUGAAUAAGUUUUUUAGCAGAAUUAAACUGGUAAUUAACUUUCCAAUUAGGAUAGUUAAAAUUUUUAGCAUUACUAACUAAAAUCAACAUGCCAAGCACAACAGAAAAUGAAAAUAAUUUGGAAAAUGGCAAGGUGAAUGAAAAGAAGCAAACUACUUUGUUUAAAUUCUUUAAGGGGGAUCAAAAAAAUCAGAACAAAACAAGACCGUUAAAUGAUUUAACAAAUAAACAGAGUUCUGUUUCCAAAUCUUGUCAGGUAAAUCAGCAAAAAGGAAAAAGUAGUGCUAAAGGAGAAUGUUCAUCUGCACAGAACAAACUUACCAAAGUUAAAUCAGAAGGUGUCAGAAAAACGUCAUCAAAGAAGAUUACCAUUAAGCAUCAAAGCUUACAAAAAGAAACCACUGAAACAUCACUACAAAGAAGUUUUAGUUCACAACCUAUAAAAGAAACAUUCAAACGUUCACUUGAUUUUACUACAAAGGACAAAGAACAACAUGUUAUCCAGACCCGUAUUAAAAUGAGAGGAUCAUCAAGCUCAGAUAUAUUUAGGAGCAAAAUAACACAAACACCUGGUAAAACAAAAUAUAAGCUUCAGCAACAAAGUAGCACAUCAAGCACAUCAGAUGAAGUUCAAAUUACUGUUGAACAUGGUUCUGAUAAACCAGUUGAUGCAACUCCAUUUGGGUCUAAUUCAUCGCAGAAUGAAGCUGUUCAGGUAAUGGACUCUUUUACAAGUUCCGAAACAAGCAAUGAGAACGAAGAUGAUAGUGACUUAGGGGUUAUAGGUUCAUCACCUGAUGAUAACCAACGAAUACCAAAUGAUCCAUCACCUGAUCCUGAACCAAGUGAAAAUAAUCACGACAGACCAGCUGUGCAAUCUGGGCCUACAAAUCUACCAAGGUCUUUCAAUUCUAGUGAUUUUCGUACAUAUAAUGAUGGUGGAAUUCUUGGUUAUGGAGGCUAUAGCACUGUACGUAUUGCUUUUCAUGACGCGUUGGAAGUAGUUGCUGUGAAAUGUAUUGAUUGUCCACGAAAUAACACCACAAUCGCAAAUAAAAUAAGUCAAGAGAUGGAUCUCCUUCGAUUGGGUAGAAACCCCAAUGUGAUAUCACUUCUUGGUGUUAUAGCAUGGGAUCAUUCAAUUGGAAUAAUUACAGAAUAUAUGCAUGGUGGGAAUCUGCAGAAUUUGUUUGUAAAUAAUACCAUUCAAAUCAGGCCUGGAUUGAUUCUUCGAAUGUUGUGGGAGGCAGCAAAAGGAGUCUCUUAUUUACACUAUGCUAAUGCAGACCAAGGAAUUAUUCAUGGGGAUUUAAAACCUGACAACUUCAUGUUAACAAGUGGUCUGCAUGUUAAGAUUGGAGAUUUUGGUGGUGCAAGGCUUAAGUCAUUGACAGGAAGCAAUAGACCUAAUGUUUCAGGUGGUGAAUCAACACUUCAAUAUCGUGCACCUGAGAGACUUGUAAAUUACAACAACAUGACAAAAGCAUCUGAUGUUUAUAGUUUUGCUAUGUGCAUUUAUGUUGGUUUGUCUCGAUCGGCAAUUCCUGCUCCAGGAAACCGUCGGGAAUUUGAGGCUUCAGUUCUCAAUGAAGACCGUCCUUUGCUUACCUCCGUAGAUGAACAAAUAAGGCGGUUCGAUGAAUUGGGGGAGGAGGCAAGUUCAAGUAUUGUCUCGAGUAUGAAGGAAAUAUUGAUACAGGCUUGGAGCAAUGAGCCAGAUGAUCGACCAACCAUGGUUCAAGUUCGCAACAGAAUGGAAGAAAUAUUGAAAUUCCAAGAUAUCUCAUCGAUUUCUCAGCAUGCAGCAGAUGUUGCAAAAGAAAUGAGUUUUGAUUUUUUACCUUCACCAGGAAACCGUCCAUGUGUAUGCAUUGAUCAGUUCCAGCAAUCUAGCUAAAUUAGUGAAAUAAGACCGUGUGAUUUUUGGUUAUUUUAAAACACUUAUUUGUACUGCCAGUUUUCUAACACAAUCAUAGGCAACCAAGUCCAUUUUUUACCUAUGCAGCAUACGAGCAUAGGCUAUGCUGCAAAAUGGUUGUUAGGGUAUAUAUAUACAUAUUUUGUUUUUAGGGAGAAUUAAUUUAAAUUAUUUGCACUAUAAAAUAAAUUUUUUAAAAAUGAAUGGAGAUUAAUCUGUUCGAUUGUAAAUUUUUUAUCAUAUUUUAUUUAACCUUAUGAAAUCUAUUCUUUGAAAAAAAUGACUAUAUUUUAUGUAAAUAUCACUUCGGUACAAAAUACCAACAAUCUGUAUAUAUUGAUGUAAUUUAAUGUCUUACUUAUUCAUAUAAAGCAAUCAUUUCCACCGGUAUUACUUGAAUUUUUUGUACAUUUGCAUGUUUCAAUUGCAUUGUGUUACUUUUAUCUGCAGAUAUUUCAAGUGUAGUUAACUUAAAUUAUAUUUUUUUACUUAAAAUGGCUGAUGAAGAUGGUAUCCCACCCUUAGAAGAUAUGACUCCUCUAGUCCAGCGUGUCAAGGAAAUUCAAUUGAAGAAAGAAAAGUCAAUUUCUGCAAGUGGGUCUUCUGUUCUGUCUAAUCAGCCGGAAACUAAAACUUUAUAUAAAGAAGCUUCGAAUGAAGCGAAAAAAUCAUUUGGAGGAAUGCAGAAGGGAUUUUUAUUUGGUAGUAAACCAAAACCAAGCAAGCCAAAUGCAGGUGGUGAAAAGGAACCAGAUUAUGUGGUGAAGCCGAAAGAAAAUAAGGAAAGCCAUUUAGUUUUUGAUGAUGUUCAAAAUGCUAUGAAGGAAACUGGAAACAAACUUCUUGAUGAUAAAACGUGGAUCACAGAGGAUCUUCUAAAGUCCAUUGAGAGCAAUGAUGAUCUUUUGAAGCAACUAUCUGAUCCGAAGUUUAAUCAAGCAAUUCAAUGGAUGCAAAAAGACCCAAAAGCAGCGAUGGAAUAUUACAAAAAUGAUGCUCAAGUCCAGUUGUUUUUUAAGCAAUUUUAUAAAAUUCUAGGUCAGCACUUUACUGAACUUGCUGACGUAUCUGACAAAGAUAAUGGAGCAACAUCCUCUAACAAAGUUGAUACGCAGAUGACAGAGCAAGACAAGAAUGAAAUGGAUCGAAUUUUAUCAAAUCCAGAAAUAAAGUCAAUUCUGAUGAAGCCAGACAUACAGAACCUUUUUACUUUGUUAAAAACUGAACCCGAUAAAGUACAACAACUUUUACGAACCUGUGAACCAAGAAUGAGAUCUGAUAUUCAGAAACUUGUGGAAGCAAGACUGCUUGACUUUCAGCAGCAAUAGAGAUUUUGUUCACUGUAUAUGCAUAUUUUUCACUGUGUAGAUUUGAACAUAUAUUUACUUUUUUUUCUUGAAAGAUUUAGAAUCUGUGUAGGUUGUUUUUAUUUUAAUUUUACAGUAAAUACUCAAAAAUUGAAAAUCACAGAUUUCCUUUAUUGGUAAAUGGUAAGUGUCAUUGUCUUUCUAUGGCCGCUUUCAACUCAUUGAUUUUAGCUGGUUUUAUGUUGUAAACUUUGUGUUUAACAUGUCCUCACAUAAAAAAAAAUCAUAAAAAUAACAAAUAAAUG